CUCAUCAGUAAAAUUACCUUGAAUGUUUAUCACAUCCAUCAAUGUCUCGUCAAGUAGUAACCUAGAAAAACAGUUUAAAAGCACGAAUUUAAAGUUAAUUCCAAACAAUACAUCAUAUUAAAAUAUUUUAGCUCUCAUAGUCAAUGAAGUAGUAUGUCUCUUCCGGCAGCCAUCUUUGUUUAGAUUUGGGGAAAUGGGUAAAAUAGUGAUAUUUACAGGGUAGCCCACGGUGUAUUUCCCCGGGGGGUUUCCUGGAAAAAUUCCCAAACAUUUGUGGAGAGUAAGUGUCGACGACCUCUCGGGAUUUUUAAGGUUUGUCGGGGAAUUACAGAAACCGGAGGGGUGUUUGUUUUAGACAGGGUAGCAGACCGUUGCGUCCUAAUUACCGUUCAAUGACGCAGUUAGUUUGAGGUUUGAACACAGGUGUAACCAGGCACGAGCGCACCUGGACGAUCUACAGAUGAUACCUGGUGCUGACUCAACGGGGGUUUGAUAUUUCCACAAAAGAUACCUUUACAGGUGGGAGUCUAUUGCUGGUUUGGCCCUGACAGAAACACUCACCACACCACUGUGCAACAAAUCCCUGCAAGCAAAAAGCCAACACAUCGCUGAAGUCGUAAACACGUGUGGCUGUUGUCAGAGAAACUCUGCAGCCUCUACAAAAUAAGGUCUCCGGGCAGAAGUCUGCAGGCGGCUCACUAUGGUGCAGGAGAAGAAUGAGGGGAUAAACAAAGACAUGGUUCUUCCACCAAUCCAACAGAAUCGACCCGCUUUGUCAUGGGAAACAAAGAUCAAGAAGAAGCUGAAGACGGUGCCUCCCUGUCUGGGCAAGUUCAGACCAGUUGUUGGCCAGUGCUGCCACCAGUGCACCCCAAACAGUCUGAGCAAGAAACUUGGACAAAACUCCUCCCUUGGCUUCCACAACGUUCUCAGUGUCAGCGAGACACACACUAGGUAUCGAGGCUGGCUAGUGCGGAGGGUGUGCUGCCUGCUGUUUGUGAGUGGGUGCAAGGUUUACGCAAGUCCAGUUAGCAACAGACGGGAGAGAGUCUGUCAAAGCAACAGGGUGAAGGAGGCGCUCACAGCAGAGCAUAAAGCACCUGAGGGGGGAGAUAGCCAAGGGCAGACCAGCCUCCUCUCACCAUGCCUCCCCCUCAUUAACACCUGCAUCUCUCCUGGCCUCUUACGGUUCCUGGGCUGGUUGAUGCUGAAGAUAUUUCCUUCCAUAUUUGACCGCAUCCAAGUGAACCUCAACCAUCUGUCUGCUUUGCAAAGAGCUUCACAAGAGGGAUCUCCUCUGGUUUAUGUGUAUGCGUGUCAGAGCGCCAUGGAUUGUGCUCUUAUCCAUCUGGUGCUCUUCUGUCGCAACCUGAGAGUCCCAUACACUGCGUGUCCACUCCAGAUUAAGUGCUCCUUCCUCAGAUCAAUCCUGCAGAAAGUAGGCGUCAUCCUUCUGCCAUCCUCUGCACUGACUGAGCAGGAAGCUGAGACAGAUGCUGUGUCCUCCUCUGUUAUGACCUCUCUGCUACGUGAGCUGCUACAUGAGGGCCAGGCGAUAAGUGUUGGUGUGUCAGCGAAGUCUGGCCAAGGCGGCCAGUGGCUUGCUCGCAUCAGGCAGCUCAUCAAAGAAGGAUCUGUCCCCGAUGUCACUCUGGUCCCUGUGGGCAUUUCCUACGACAGUGUGCCCGAGACAAACUUCCAGGUUGGCCUCAGCUCGGUGUUUCGUGGGCUGUGUUCUCUUAUCUGGAGAAGACCUGGAGGAAGUGUGAGGAUCCAGCUAGCUCAGCCCUUUUCUCUCAAGGAGAUGUGCGAGUCAGGGAGGUGCACAGUUGAUGAAUGGCUCCCUCUGCAGGACCUGUUGCUGCCUGUUAUCCUCAACAACAGAACCGACAGCAAGUUUGGGCGGAGGAGGAUGCUGUGGCUCCUGCUUUCUGAACUCAGAGAACCAGUUAAUCCAGAGAGAGACCUUAGCGUCGCCAUCAUCAUCCACCUCAUCUUCUCGACCACCUCCUGCAUGGCUGUGAUGUCCACCAGUCUGGUGUCCAGUCUCUUGCUUCACAGACACCGCAAGGGUGUGAGCGUAUCUCUGCUGUGUCGUGACGUGGCCUGGCUCACGGAGGAGCUCUUGUUCAGAAACAAAGACGUCGGUUUCGGGGGGAGUUUGGCCGAGGUUGUCCACUAUUCUCUCUCUCUGCUCGCCCCUCAUCUCAUCAUUGCUGCUGUGCCGUCUAGAAAUGACCCUCUCAUUGUUCCCCGUCCUUCUCUUGCUGCCACACUUCACCUCACCGUCCAGGCUCAGAUUGUCACUCACACAUUUAUUUUGGAGGCUGUUGGCGCAUGUGCGGUGUCAGCCAUGCUGUGUGAGGUGGCUUGCAGUGGCGUCAGCAGCAGGGUGAGGAGCGGCGGCGUGGACGGAGAGGAGGUGAAAGGUGACAUGGAGUUCGAUGUGGCGCUCUGCCAGUCCGAGCUAACUGAGAGAGCCCUGCAGCUCUGCCAUCUCCUUCCUCCGGGCUUCAUGCCACCCUGUCAGUCAUCCCAAAGCUUUGCUCUGGAUGCAGUUGACAGCCUGGUGCGCUGUGGAAUCCUGAUCAUGGAAGAAAUUCCCCGGGAUGUUCCCAUCUGUGAUUUCUGGAAGAAGGGGGGCGCUCUAACCUGGACCACCUCAGACAACCCUUCUGACAGCGACUCUGAGUGUGAGGAGCAGGACAUGCGUUCCUACAAGAUAAGCCAGCCAAGUCAGUGUCCGGAGAUGCUCUUCUUCCUCUGCAGUAUGCUAGCUGGUCAUUUGAGGGCGCUGUGCUGGACCAUCAGCGGGCUGGAUCUUUUGCACACACCUCUGCCAGAAGCAGAGUAUGUGGCUCAGGUGCACGCCUAUCUGUUUGACACAGCAAAUAAGAAGAGGCAGAACUACGAGAGCUGCUCAGAGGAGGCUGCACACACUGCAGUUAGAACGCUAAUAGACCUGGGGGUCCUUUUGGAGGAGCGUCAGGAAGGGGGUGUCUUCCUCGGUAUCACUCCUUUGUUCCAGUUGUCAGAAAACAGGCAGAGACUGCACCGCUUCAUCUCCCAGUACCUCUACAAUUAAUGUGUUUAGCCGAGCAGCAUGACUGGAGGACUCGGCUUUGUUUUAUUGCAGAGUCUGACCUCAUCCUUUGUUCGCGUCACUGAGGCUUGUGUUCGCUGUUAAAAAAGUGGCAUGCUGAGCUGUAGACGCUCAUGCCUUUAGGUUAAUUGCAUUUUGAUUUUUCAGUGAUGAGACAUUGAUUUUAAGUUUAUCUUUGGAGAUAGCAUUAGCAUAAAGCCACAGGAGUCGAGGGUUAUGAAGCCACUGUAAUCAGUGCUGGGAUUCUGCCUCGUGCAGUUUGUGUUUCGACCAUGUUUAUGUUGUCAUGUAAACCAAUAAGUAUGUUUGUAAUAUGAAUGUUCAGCUUGAGAAUGCUUUUUCUUAUUUGUCUAUAUAAGAAAGUUUACAAGUUAAAGUUACAAAAAGUUUAUACUGACAUUAAAAAGCAUCUUGUCUCCUCAUUAACUGGACACAUACUUGUACCAAAUCGGCUCCUUGGACACAGAUUAAUGUGCUUCACGGUUUAUUUUAUGCUCACCCUCCAAGAUUUAAUCUGUUUCAAGCAGCUCAUGGAUCUGCUCCUGAAUGUAAAUCUCCCAGUGCUGACUCAGACCUCAGGAGAAUCUGUCCAUGCAACUCUCUGACACCGAGACCCAGAGAGAAAUCAAUGCCUGGUCGAGCUUUUUUCUGGACUUUAUUGAUGUUUUGAAGUUUAAAAGAGAGUCUGUUUGUGCAGCUAAGAUUCUAAGUGGCUGUUGCCAUUUUUGGUCCAAGUUAGACCACAAAGCAAAGCUGCAGUACAGCAGCUCUCUCUCAACGUGAAACUCUACUGCCACCCUGUGUUCAACAGUGUGUACUGUAAAUCCUAAUACUCCACACUUCCCACACAGCAUGAAAACAUACUGAAGACUUAUUUUAAGCAGGUUAACUGGAAAUGUUAGACUACUACUCAAACGUCAAUCUUUGAUUUUAAGUAUUAAUUUACAUCAUUCCCCCUAAACGCACCGCACAAAGGAACUGAGAGCUUAUUGCAACUUUUCAUGUCAGAGAUAAACAGUAAAAACUGUUUGUGUGUAUUUAACACAAAGAUUACGUCAUAAACUUGUUUCUAUGCUACAUCUGUAAGUUAUGUUGAUGGGACAAAGCUUCUGAUCCCAUCUUACUAAAAACAAUGCAGCCUAUUACAGCUGUCUUGUAAUAAAUCCAACCUACUAAAGCUUCACUGUUUAAGAGGAGAGUAAUGAAUGUGACGUUUUUCACUUAUGUUUACAUCAAUAUUUGGGUAGACUUUUAUUCCAACACCUUUUAUUUUAACACAGUUCACUCCAACCGCAUCACAAACAAUAUCCUCCAAAAUUAUUGUACUUUGAAUAAACACCUUUCAAAAAGUUUCAACACACUCCUGCAUCAUCUUCAUAUAUGUCCAAAUAUGGCUGUACAUUCGUUUUAAAGUGAAUUACUUUCAGCUUUAAAACUGAUGUUAUUUUUAAAAUAUGCAACAACCCAAUAAUCUUGCAGAAAAAAAAAAAGGUUUUCUCAAAGGGUAAAGAGAAAUCUGUCGGUGGGGGGUGAAGUGGUUUGAUUUUUCAUGAUUCAGAUUAACAUAUGCCAACAAUCUCUCUGAAUAUAAAGUAUCUGAUUGACCGAAGACAUUAAUUCUGUUUUUACAUGUGGAAAAAAUUCCAUCAUGUAAAUUUGGCUGAUGUGUCAUAGUAGGUCUUGUUAUUUGCAUGUCCAAGUGUCCUUCAGAAAGACCAUUAACCCGUCUCACCAUGCCGUGUGCAGUCUGACACACACACGGCAGGAUAUUGUAAGUCAUUAAAUGGUCAAACAGUUCACCUCAUCAUACGACAGAAGAAUUUAAAUGGAGAGAUACUUGAUGAUUUCUCUAAAGUUGUCUCUGUCGAUGUAAAAGUUUGUAACCUUUAGAGAUUUACAGAACAAUGAAGCAAACACAUUCAUCAGAUUAAUAAAGAACUUUCUCCCAGGCAGUGAAAGGGGCAAAUUCUGAUGAUGGCACAUUACCAGUUUAAUUAAAUACUUAUCAUUCCG
Molecule: messenger RNA, 5116 nt
Organism: Notolabrus celidotus (New Zealand spotty)
Lineage: Eukaryota; Metazoa; Chordata; Actinopteri; Labriformes; Labridae
Gene: gpat2
Product: glycerol-3-phosphate acyltransferase 2, mitochondrial
Exons: 25
Coding region: 701-3085 (794 amino acids)
Cellular component (GO): mitochondrial membrane
Source: RefSeq, a predicted model, not a curated record